Lasiosphaeria miniovina is the source of this 2454-nucleotide messenger RNA. RefSeq names its product VTC domain-containing protein. Gene Ontology annotation, biological process: microautophagy; vacuolar transport; polyphosphate metabolic process. NCBI's taxonomy places the organism in Eukaryota, Fungi, Ascomycota, Sordariomycetes, Sordariales, Lasiosphaeriaceae. The record is from RefSeq and is a predicted model, not a curated record. The transcript has 2 exons. The coding region runs from base 1 to 2454 and encodes 817 amino acids. Gene Ontology annotation, cellular component: fungal-type vacuole membrane; vacuolar transporter chaperone complex.
AUGCUAAUUGUCGAAGACCUCAAGACGCGAAAAAGAACCUGGCAGUCUACCCGCAAUCCACGUCCCAAUAGAAAGAUUAGGCCCGGCCUCAUCGUCAUGAAAUUUGGCGAGCAGCUGCGCUCGAGCGUCAUCCGCGAAUACCAAUGGUACUACAUUGACUAUGACGGGCUUAAGGCCGACAUCAAGCGGCCCAGCGGGUCUGUGUCCGCGCCUGCCGAAGACAGCACGAGAUCGAGCAGGCUAUCGCGGCGAGAAUGGACAGAGGACGACGAGAGCCGCUUCGUCAGCAAGCUCGAGGGUGAGCUGGAUAAGGUGCACACUAAGCAGCAAGUCAAGGCCAUGGAAAUUUCGAGGAGGAUCGCCGUCAGCGAGCGCGAGGUCCGCGAAGUCGUCAAUCGCCUCAACGAGCGAGGCCUAGGCGAUCAAGGCCCCAGCGAGGAGGAGUUUAUGCUGCUCGAGGAGGACCUGAGCGACAUCAUUGCCGACGUGCACGACCUUGCGAAGUUUGUGCAGCUCAACUACACAGGCUUCUUCAAGAUCAUCAAGAAGCACGACAAGAUGACGGACUGGCACCUGAAACCCGUCUUCGACACGCGCCUGAAAGCGAAGCCGUUCUACAAGGAAAACUACGACGCCUCCGUCGUGAAGCUGUCCAAGCUCUACGAUCUGGUUCGAACGAGAGGAAAUCCGGUCAAAGGCGACAGCGCUGCCGGGGGCAGCCAAGCUAGCUUUGUCCGACAUACAACGAAAUACUGGGUGCAUCCAGACAAUGUGACGGAGCUCAAGCUCAUCAUUCUCAAGCAUUUGCCUGUGUUAGUCUUCAAUGCGAGCAAGGAGUUUGAGGCGCAGGAUACGGCCAUCACGUCCAUUUACUACGACAAUCCCGAGACGUGGGACCUAUACCAAGGGCGGCUAAAAAAGACAGAAGGUGCCGAGGCCAUUCGGUUACGGUGGUACGGUGGAAUGCAGAGCGAGACCAUCUUCGUCGAGCGCAAGACACAUCGCGAGGACUGGACAGGGGAGAAGUCGGUGAAGGCUCGGUUCUCACUAAAGGAGAAGAACGUGAACUCGUACCUGCGCGGCGAACUCCUACCAGCCGCCAUCUUUGAAAAGGCGCGGAAAGAGGGCAAGAAAUCGGAGAAGGCCAUUGCCGAAGAUGAGAGACUAGCGGCCGAGGUCCAAUGGUCGGUCCUCAAGAAAGGCUACAAGCCCGUCUGCCGCUCCUUUUAUCACCGCACGGCGUUCCAGCUCCCCGCCGAUGCACGUGUCCGAAUCUCGCUGGAUACCGAACUCACCAUGGUCCGUGAGGACAACUUGGACGGUGUCACGAGAUCGGGGUACAACUGGAGGCGCAUGGACAUCGGCGUCGACUGGCCAUUCUCGCAACUUCCUCCCGGAGAUAUCGUUAGGUUCCCCUACGCCGUUCUAGAGGUCAAGCUUCAGACUCAGCUUGGCCAGGAGCCGCCAGAGUGGGUCCGGCAGUUGAUUUCGAGUCACCUAGUCGAGGCUGUCCCCAAGUUCUCAAAGUUCAUCCACGGCGUUGCCUCCAUGUUCCCGGACCGCAUCCAUCUGAUUCCCUACUGGAUGCCGCAAAUGGAUGUCGACAUUCGCAAGCCGGUAACCCACGAUUUUGGUAUCCAGAGGCCGGGACACUCGGCGACGGCGACCACAUCAGACGACGACGACGAGGAAGACGAUUCAGAUGAAGAGAAUUCUACCCCGCCGCGUCGCAAUGGAGAGACGAGUGCGCAAGCUACUGCACAUGGAGCCCUUGGGAAUGGGCGGCACCGCCAUACACUGGCUGCAGAUCUGGAGGAACAGACGGCGGAGCGAACGGCUGGAGACAUCACAUAUCUAUACGAUUCCGAUGACGAAGAUGAUGAAGACCGGCUGGAGGAGGCAAGGAGGGUUGGUGGGUGGAUAUACUACCGGACGCUCGCCUCGACCACGGCAAACGCUGUCGCUUCAGGCUCGUGGACCAUUCUCAAGGCCCUCGUGCCGCGUCCUCGGGCGACCGAGGUGCCUCGCAACGCGAGGCUUGAGGCCCUCCUCGGCGCCGGCGAGAUCCAGGCGAAGAGGUUCAAGGCGCCCAAGGGAAAGAAGAUUUAUGUCCCGGUGCGGGUAGAGCCAAAGGUCUACUUUGCAGCUGAGAGGACAUUUCUCAGCUGGCUUGAAUACUCGAUCUAUAUCGGCACCGUGGCGGUGACGCUGUUGAAUUUUGGCAAUGCGAGAGGGAACCGGGCUUCUUUCGUGGCAGCCAGUGCGUUUACGCUCGUGGCCAUCAUAUCUCUGUGCUACGCGCUGGGCAUCUACCUUUACAGGAGCCAGGCCAUCCGCACACGCAGGGCAGCUCGAUACUACGACAAGUGGGGUCCCAGCAUGCUCUGCGGUAGCAUGCUGGUUGCAGUGGCGCUCAACUUUGCCUUUGAAGGCAGGAGUCGCGAGUUUUGGUAG